AUGCCUACUGGACUUGAUACACCUAUUGGACUUCGUGCAUGUGAGUGCAUCGCAGCCAAGGUCUCGAAUGCAACAGAUGUCUACUACCCUGGGUCCUUCUCAUACGAUGCAGACAACAAGCACUAUGCCAGCUCCAGCUCUCAAAGAUCAAGUUGCAGUGUAGAACCCGGAUCUGUCGAGGAUGUUGGCAUUAUUCUACGUAUACUGGGCAAGAUGCAAACGCCCUUUGGGGUUAAAGGUGGCGGGCAUGCCACCAACCCAGGGUUCUCAUCUAUGACUGGUGUCCAGAUUGCUAUGACACACUUCAAGGAUGUCACAUAUGACAUGGAGACCUGGACAGCAGUCAUUGGUGCCAGUAAUAUAUGGGAUGACGUCUACGAAGCCUUAAAUGCCCGAGGUGUCAACAUCCUCAGAGGGAGAGUGUCAGGGAUUGGCGUGGCUGGCUUCACUCUUGGUGGUGGGUAUUCGUGGCACAGCAAUCAGCAUGGCCUCGCCAUCGACAACGUGGUUGCAUAUGAGCUUGUUAUGCCUAAUGGUAUAGUCACAACUGUGACUGCAUCCACCGAUCUGGAUCUGUUCUUUUCGCUCAAGGGAGGAUACAGCAACUUUGGCAUCAUUACAAGAUUCACCUUGAAGACGUUCCCGCAGGGUAACAUUUGGGGUGGAACCACCGUGUACCCCCCCACCGUGAUAUCCACUUUCAUUGCAGCGGCAGCCAGAUUCUCUUCCGAUGUUACUGAUCCCAAUGGAAGCUCAACUCGUUCACACAGAUGUGCAAGGAACCAGCUCGUUCUUGCAACGAUCAUGAUGUAUGAUGGACCCGCCCCUCCUCGUGACAUCUUUGAUGACUUCUUGAACAUGGCAAACCUCCGCCUGGACGUCAAGGAACGAUCUUUUGUCGACCUAAUCAAGUCCACACAACAGUCAGUAAUGUCGAGUUUGGGAUCACGGGCCAUCUAUAACCACAUUCCCAUGUCCAACUAUUCUGAAUCUACAAUUGAAUGUGUCAUUGACAACCUUGGGUUCUGGGGUCCCACCCUAUUUGCACAUGACCCUUCCAGCUCCAUCUCAUAUGCUCUCGAACCUUUCCUUCCUGAUCUCUUCAGUCAUGCUCCUGAUGAUUCCUCUGCCUACCUGGGCUCACAGAAGCACCUAGUCCUUCCUACCAACAUCAUGUUACAUUGGGCAUUGGAGAGCAAAGACGGCAUGUUUUGUGAUGUCGCGAGGAAUACAAUGCAGAAGCUCGGGAUACUGGGCCUGCCAAGGUAUCUGAAUUACACUAUGGAGGAUACGCCGUUGGUGGAUAUGUAUGGUGAGGGAGGAUUAAGGAGGAUGGAGGCUACGAGGAAAAGGGUCAAUCCUAAGGGUGUUAUGCGGUUGACUGGGGGGUUCAAAGUGUAA
Desarmillaria tabescens is the source of this 1401-nucleotide messenger RNA. RefSeq lists its product as uncharacterized. NCBI's taxonomy places the organism in Eukaryota, Fungi, Basidiomycota, Agaricomycetes, Agaricales, Physalacriaceae. Gene Ontology annotation, molecular function: FAD binding. The record is from RefSeq and is a predicted model, not a curated record. Bases 1 to 1401 code for a protein of 466 amino acids. The transcript has 11 exons.